AUGCCUGACAAGUGGAACCCCCUAACGGAUAUUCCCAACCUUAAGGGUAAAGUGGUUGUAGUAACUGGGGCAAGCUCAGGCAUUGGCCUGGCUUCUGUCAAGUACCUCGCACUUCAAGGUGCUACUGUGUACUUCACGGCAAGAAGCAAGGACAAAGCUGAACAAGCCUUGCAAACCAUCAGACUCAGCAACCCGGAAAUUGACCCGGAUCAGCUGGUUUGGCUGCCUCUCGAUUUGUCAGACCUGAAAAGUGUGAGGAGGGCAGUUGAAGAGUUGAAAGAAAAGCAAAACAAAGUGGACAUCUUGAGUAAGUUCGACCCUGCCUGUUUGAAAUCUAGCCAGCGACUAAUUCAAUGCCCUCGCAAAGUAAAUAAUGCUGGUGUUGCAACCGGGUCUUUAGAGACGGCAGGCCCUGGAUGGGAGUGGCACAUGGCUGUUUGCCAUGUCGGUCACUUCGUCUUCACCAACGGCAUUCUCCCGCUCCUCAAAAACGCCACGAAGGAAAAGCAUGCCGACGUUCGCAUCAUUACCAUUAGCUCAAACGUCAACUACGCCAUGUUCCCCUCGAAUUACGAAUUUACCUUUGAUUCGCCAAGCUUCUUGACUAAUCCUGUUCCUUACUAUCCGCUGCAUUGGCGACUCGCCAGUCGACACAUUUUCGUUGUCGAUAUGAUUCGUUAUGGAGCCUCCAAGAUUGCAAACCUCCUGUUUGCCCAAGAACUGCAGCGUUUAUUGGACGAGCAGAAUCUGCCCAUUCUAUCCAUCUCAGUUCACCCUGGCGGUGUAGAUAGCGAUGGGUGUAAAGAGAUCGGGGGGUCCAUAUUUUCACUCCUCCGGUCCACGACAUUCCUUACCGUGGACCAGGGAGCUGUGACACCACUCUUUGCGGCCACCGCCAAGGAGGUACGCGAGAAUGCUUCCAAAUUUAAGGGAAAAUACCUGGAGCCUUUCGGAGAGAUCCGCAACCCACACCCCGUUGCUAAAGACCAGAAGCAGAUUAGGGGAAUGUGGGAUAACACCACUAGCGAAGUGAACCGUUAUCUUGCCGAGAUCGGUCUGUCUCCUUUGGAAGCAUGGUGA
Colletotrichum truncatum is the source of this 1080-nucleotide messenger RNA. RefSeq names its product short chain dehydrogenase. NCBI's taxonomy places the organism in Eukaryota, Fungi, Ascomycota, Sordariomycetes, Glomerellales, Glomerellaceae. The record is from RefSeq and is a predicted model, not a curated record.